Aphanomyces astaci is the source of this 387-nucleotide messenger RNA. RefSeq lists its product as hypothetical. The transcript is spliced from 2 exons. The coding region runs from base 1 to 387 and encodes 128 amino acids. NCBI's taxonomy places the organism in Eukaryota, Oomycota, Saprolegniomycetes, Saprolegniales, Verrucalvaceae. The record is from RefSeq and is a predicted model, not a curated record.
AUGCAACAGCCACCCCCAGAUCAAUCCCCCACCAGCACCCCCACAUGGACGCAGUUGAGUCAGAUGUAUCCUCCGAGGACGGCAGCCAGGGGUCUAACCAUGCCGUCCGAUGGCCACUUGCACACAAUUCCAGUGGCGAGAACGAAGGCAUCGAUUCUGAUUCCGAAACCGACCAAGGUUGUGACGCAGGACCAGAGCGCCAGCUACAGCCUGGCGACCUGCUUGGCGAUGCCAUUGCAUUCACCGAACGGUCGGGAUCUCUACCGCGCUACGCUCUACUGCAACUGGAAUACCCCUGCGGACAAAUCUAACAAGUCCGUGUCAACCUACCGACGUCGCAUGGAAUCGUCCUCUGAAGUCGCGACUGAGGCCAAAAUUCAUAUGUGA